AACUACUGGUAUAUGCUACAGCAUGGAUGAACCUCAAAAACUUUUUACUGAAGAAGCCAGAAGCAAAAGACCACAUAUUGUAUCAUUCCAUUUAUAUAAAAUGUCCAGAAAAGGCAAAUUUAUAGACAGAAGACAGAUCAGUGGUUGACUAGGACUGGAGCUGGGAGCUGGAUUGACUGCAGACAGGCAGGAGGGACCUUUUCAAGUUAAUAGAGAUGUCCUGUAACUGGAUUGUAGUGAUGGUCGCACAACUUAAUAAAUCACUGAACUGUUUAAAAAUGAAUGGUUUAAAGUGGGUGACCUGUUAGUGUACCAUGGUGGGACUCCAGGGAAGGAAGAGGCAGCGAGACAGUCUUCAUUUCUAAAGCUGCAAAAUGGGAAUAAUGAUGCCAGCCCUGUAGUGAGGCUGGGAUGAGACACGGGAGGUGCAGGAACUGGGUGCACGUGGAGGAAGCAUAGAGCCUGAAGAGCGGGAGCCCGAAUGCAGGGGAGAGGCAGUCUCUGCCCCAGAUUGUGCCUACUGUUUCGAGUUUAAGAGUCAGAGUACUUGAGUGUGUAACUAGGGGAUGGUUUAAAAUGCCACCAGCAUGUUAGUGACAAAUAGCAACUAUUCCAUACCAAACCCCAGGCCCUGGGUCCGCUUGCCCCACCACUUUCUCUUCCUUUUGUAAACUGUAAAGCGCUUUGCCGUCUAUGAUCUUUCAUUAGAUUAAAUAGGCCGUGAAGUCCAGCGGACACCAAGUGCGUGACAAGCCUGGCGCCCUAAGAACCCCGGCCAGGAAGAUGGUAUGGGCCAGACCACCCACCACCCGGAGCUCUCCAGCUGGCGAUAGAGCCAAAACGUAGCAGCAGCCGCGGCCUGCAGGGGGCGCCCGAACGUAACGCGCGGCUCCGCCCCGCCCCGGCGGCCCCGCCCCGUCACGUGUUCGCGGCGUCGCGCACACCCGGAAGCAGCGGCUGGAGUGGAGCCGGCCGCAAUGAGCGGGGAGCCAGGGCUGACGUCCGUAGCGCCCCCUCCCGGGGAGAUCGAACCGGGCAGUGGGGUCCGCAUCGUGGUGGAGUACUGUGAACCCUGCGGCUUCGAGGCGACCUACCUGGAGCUGGCGAGUGCCGUGAAGGAGCAGUAUCCCGGCAUCGAGAUCGAGUCGCGCCUGGGGGGCACAGGGGCCUUUGAGAUCGAGAUAAAUGGACAGCUGGUGUUCUCCAAGCUGGAGAAUGGGGGCUUUCCUUAUGAGAAAGAUCUCAUUGAGGCCAUCCGAAGAGCCAGUAAUGGAGAACCCCUAGAAAAGAUCACCAACAGCCGUCCUCCCUGCGUCAUCCUGUGACUACAUGUGACUACACUGGUGCCCCUUUGGGUACCAGGAGAGAAUAGAAGCUUCUGUGGUCUUGGGGGUGGGAGAGAGACCCUCUCCAUGGACAUUUCCACAGCCACCUUAUACCCCCUUCCCAGGAUUAGUGCCCACAAAAGCCAACUCCCCUCUCCAGCUUAGCCAUACCUGUCAGAUGCCACCAUAGUUCUAACUUAUUUUCCACUAACCCUGGGCAAUAUCAGCUAGUGGUAAUAAAGUGACACUACAAACA
Equus quagga is the source of this 1581-nucleotide messenger RNA. RefSeq names its product migration and invasion enhancer 1 (gene MIEN1). Gene Ontology annotation, biological process: negative regulation of apoptotic process; positive regulation of filopodium assembly. Bases 978 to 1325 code for a protein of 115 amino acids. NCBI's taxonomy places the organism in Eukaryota, Metazoa, Chordata, Mammalia, Perissodactyla, Equidae. The record is from RefSeq and is a predicted model, not a curated record. The transcript is spliced from 4 exons.